Acanthosepion pharaonis is the source of this 1230-nucleotide messenger RNA. The record is from the annotation of a GenBank genome assembly. Lineage: Eukaryota; Metazoa; Mollusca; Cephalopoda; Sepiida; Sepiidae.
AUGUGCUAUUCAGACGAAAGGUUUCUCUUUAUUUUUCUUUUCUUUCCCAUUUUUUAUUACUUACGGGUAGAACUACCCGGGUCCUUCCUUUCCCUUCCUUCCUUCCUUCCUUCCUUCCUUCCUUCCUUCCUCCUUCCUUAUUUUCUUCCUUCCUUCCUUUUUCUGUUUAUAGCCUUCUAUACUUUUUUCUUUGCUUUCAGUCCUUCCUUUUCCUUCCUUCCUUCCUUCCUUCCUUCCUUCCUUCCUUCCUUCCUUCCUUCCUUCCUUCCUUUUUCCUUCCUUCCUUCUUCCUUUUUCUUCCUUCCUUUUCCUUCCUUCCUUCCUUCCUUCCUUCCUUCCUUCCUUCCUUCCUUCCUUCCUUCCUUCCUUCCUUCCUUCCUUCCUUCCUUCCUCUUUUCUGUUUAUAGCCUUCUAUACUUUUUUUUCUCCUUCCUUUUCCUUCCUUCCUUCCUUCCUUCCUUCCUUCCUUCCUUCCUCUGUUUCCCUUCCUUUUUCUUGCUUUUCAGUUCCUUUUCCUUCCUUCCUUCCUUCCUUCCUUCCUUCCUUCCUUCCCUUCCUUCCUUCCUUCCUCUGUUUCUUCCUUCCUUUUCCUUCCUUCCUUCCUUUCUUCCUUCCUUCCUUCCUUCCUUAUUUCCUUCCUUCCUUCCUUCCUCUGUUUCUGUUUAUAGCCUUCUAUACUUUUUUCUUGCUUUUCAUCCUUCCUUUUCCUUCCUUCCUUCCUUCCUUCCUUCCUUCCUUCCUUCCUUCCUUCCUUCCUUCCUUCCUUCCUUCCUUCCUUCCUCUCCUUCCUUUAUAGCCUUCUAUACUUUUUUCUUGCUUUUCUGUUUCCCCUUCCUUCCUCUUCCUUCCUUUUUUCCUUUAUUUCUUUUUCCUUCCUUCCUUCCUUCCUUCUCUUUCUGUACAUUUUCAUGCUUUUUCUUUUUUCUUUCUGUCAUCCUUCCUUCCUUCCUUCCUUCCUUCCUUCCUUCCUUCCUUGCAGUGAGAAUCCCUACGUUUAUUUCUUUUCUUUUUUCUUGUUUUGUUUCCUUCCCUUUUUUUCUCCUCUUCAGUUUUCCUUCCUCUCUUUUCAUGUAUUUUAGUUCAUUUCAAUCCUUUCGUCUUUCUUUUCUGCCCGUCCUCAAUUCUUGUCUCUGUUUUUUUUCUUCUUCUUCUUCUUUUUCCUUGAUUCCAUUCAUUUCUAUAUUCUUCGGGUCUUUCCUUCCUUUUCCUUGCAUUUCCUUUUCGCCUUAA